AUGCAGUGGUAUACACACACACACACACACACUCUCUUUGAUGUGGCUUCUGGAGCCUCUUUAACAUGAGGAAAGACAGAGAUGUAUCAGAGGAGGAUCCCACAUUCUGUAUGUGUGUUGGGAUUUUACAAGCUCGGUUUGACUUCAUGUGAAAGUAGACUGCACCAUUCUCUCCUCCUGACGGGUGGGAAGGAAAUUUACAGACGUGGUGAAGGAUGGUGGGGAAGGUGCUUGCUUUUAAUAUUUCAUCUCCCUCCCCCCUCUGUUUUUUCACGCAUGGUUGCAUCCAUUUGUCCCAGCGAGUGGGUACAGUGUGGAAGUGAGAAAUGUGAUUGGUCGCAUCGUCAUGUUUUUCUGAUGACUGUUAAUGGCAAUGUAGUGCUAAAGCGGCGCAGUGUGGCCACAGAGGGAUGGGUCACCCCCUCACUCUGUCUCUCUCGGGAUUACUUAUUGAGCUUCUCCCAUCUCUGUACACCAUCCUUUAUCUCACACAUUUGGCGUCACCUAUCUUACGCUGUUACCCAGAGAAACGAGUCUGAUCUGGACUAGUCUAUUCAGAGAGCUGUCGUGGGAGGACUACAGCUUCUCUCUCUCUCUCUCUCUCUCUGGUUUACUUCUGAUCUUAUCCUAUACCCCUCCCUUCUUGCAUUGUUUCUCUCACAUACACUCCGUCACCUGUGUUGGACGCUGUUACCCAGAGUGAGGAGGCUGAUCUUGAGCCUGGACUAGUCUAUUCAGAGGGCUCUUGUGUCUAUCUCAUUCUCUCUCUCUGCGCCUUUGCAAAGAGAGCAGGUGGUCCUUCUCUGCCCUUGGGCAGUCAAGUCACCUGCCGUUGCCAAUAGGACUCCUCUCCUCUCAACUCGUAUUUUUUUCUUCUUGUGGAGAACGUGUAUCCAUUAUGGCGCACGCAGCGGCGCAUCUCAAAAAGGCCCGGUUGGAGAUGGACCAGCAGCCCGACACGAAGGUGCUGGAGAAGGCACGUGAGAGAAGGAGACGCUCUCGAGAACGGGCUGAGCGCAAACGCAAGUCGGACAGCAACACCAGUUUCUUACGGGCUGCGAGAGCUGGGAACAUCGAUAAGGUUCUGGAGUACCUGAAGGGCGGUGUGGACAUCAGCACUUGCAAUCAGAAUGGACUCAAUGCUCUGCAUCUGGCAGCUAAGGAGGGGCACAUGGAUCUUGUUCAGGAGCUGCUGGAUAGAGGCGCCGCAGUGGAUGCUGCAACGAAGAAAGGAAACACAGCUCUCCACAUUGCCUCUCUAGCAGGCCAGGGGGAUGUGGUAAAGAUCCUGGUCAAACGUGGAGCGGACAUCAAUGCACAGUCACAAAAUGGCUUCACUCCCUUGUACAUGGCUGCCCAAGAGAACCAUUUGGAUGUAGUUCGCUACAUUCUGGAAAAUGGAGGAAACCAGAGCACAGCAACAGAGGAUGGCUUCACUCCUUUGGCCAUUGCUCUACAGCAGGGUCAUAAUCAGGUUGUCUCCAUCCUCCUGGAGAAUGACACUAAGGGGAAGGUGCGCCUCCCCGCCCUGCACAUUGCCGCCCGUAAGGAUGACACGAAAUCAGCUGCCCUGCUGCUCCAGAAUGACCACAAUGCAGAUGUCCAGUCCAAGAUGAUGGUCAAUAGGACUACUGAGAGUGGAUUUACACCACUGCAUAUUGCAGCUCACUAUGGGAACGUGAAUGUGGCGACGUUACUCCUAAAUCGAGGAGCUGCUGUAGAUUUUACUGCAAGGAACGGAAUCACACCAUUACACGUGGCAUCUAAGAGGGGAAAUACAAACAUGGUCCAGCUGUUGUUGGACAGAGGGGCAAAGAUUGAUGCCAAAACAAGGGAUGGCCUCACACCUCUGCACUGUGCGGCAAGGAGUGGACAUGACACAGCAGUGGAGCUCUUGCUGGAAAGAGGAGCUCCAAUUCUGGCCAGAACCAAGAAUGGCCUGUCUCCUCUGCACAUGGCAGCACAGGGUGACCAUGUCGAGUGUGUUAAACACCUGCUGCAGCAUAAGGCGCCGGUGGAUGAUGUUACACUGGACUACCUGACCGCACUCCAUGUUGCCGCCCACUGUGGCCACUACAGAGUCACGAAGCUUCUGCUCGACAAAAGGGCCAAUCCCAACGCUCGGGCACUGAAUGGCUUCACACCUCUUCAUAUCGCCUGUAAGAAGAACAGAGUGAAGGUGAUGGAGCUUCUUGUCAAGUAUGGAGCUUCCAUUCAGGCCAUCACUGAGUCUGGCCUCACCCCUAUACAUGUGGCAGCUUUCAUGGGCCACCUCAGCAUUGUUCUCCUGCUGCUUCAGAAUGGAGCUUCUCCUGAUGUCAGCAACAUACGUGGAGAGACAGCACUGCAUAUGGCUGCUCGAGCUGGCCAGGUGGAAGUGGUGCGCUGCCUGCUAAGAAAUGGAGCAAUGGUAGAUGCAAGAGCCAGAGAGGACCAGACUCCUCUCCACAUCGCUUCUCGGUUGGGGAAAACAGAGAUUGUCCAGCUUCUGCUGCAGCAUAUGGCUCAUCCAGAUGCCUCUACAACCAAUGGCUACACACCUCUGCACAUCUCUGCUCGAGAGGGGCAGCUGGACGUAGCAUCAGUACUGCUUGAGGCUGGAGCUUCUCAUUCCCUACCAACUAAGAAAGGAUUUACUCCCUUACAUGUUGCAUCUAAGUAUGGAAGCCUUGAUGUGGCAAAGCUCCUGCUGCAGCGUCGAGCCCCUGCAGAUGCAUCAGGGAAAAACGGUCUCACGCCUCUCCAUGUCGCUGCACAUUAUGAUAACCAGAAGGUGGCACUGCUGCUUUUGGACAAAGGGGCUUCACCCCACGCAACGGCCAAGAACGGAUAUACUCCCCUUCACAUAGCUGCAAAGAAGAACCAGAUGGAGAUUGCCACUACUCUGCUGCAGUAUGGAGCAGAAACCAACAUCCAGACCAAGCAGGGGGUGACGCCGCUUCACCUGGCCUCUCAGGAAGGCCACAGUGACAUGGUGGCCCUGCUGCUGGAGAAAGGGGCCCAUGUCAAUGUGCCCACUAAGAGUGGACUUACAGCUCUUCAUCUUGCUGCCCAGGAAGACAAAGUCAGUGUUGCUGAAAUCUUAGUUAAACAUGGUGCCAACCUCGACCAGCAAACUAAAUUGGGGUACACACCGCUAAUCGUCGCCUGCCACUAUGGAAAUGCCAAGAUGGUCAACUUCCUUUUGAAGAAUAAUGCCAGUGUCAAUGCCAAGACAAAGAAUGGAUACACACCUCUCCACCAAGCUGCACAACAGGGCAACACACAUAUCAUCAACGUUUUGCUGCAAUAUGGAGCCAAACCCAAUGCUACCACUGCGAAUGGAAACACGGCCCUUGCCAUCGCUCGACGUCUGGGUUACAUCUCAGUGGUGGACACAUUAAAAGUGGUUACAGAGGAGGUCAUUACCACAACAACAACCGUGACUGAGAAACACAAACUGAAUGUGCCAGAGACCAUGACUGAGGUCCUUGACGUGUCUGAUGAGGAAGCACUCAAGCAGGCUGCUGAUGGUGCUAUGUCUGAUGACUCCUUUGAUGAAGGUGAGGACACUAUGACAGGCGACGGAGGAGAAUAUCUGAGAGCGGAGGACCUGAGGGAGUUGGGAGACGACUCUCUGCCUGGUCAAUACUUGGAUGGCAUGAAUUACCUCAGGUUCAGUCUAGAAGGCAGCCAGUCCGAAAGUCGGUUCCAAAGUAUGGACAGGUCCUAUAUGUCUAAUCGUCAUGGCUAUUACUCCCCAAAGCAUGAUGGGAUGGUGGAUAAUACAAUCCAUAGUUACCAGAUGUCAUCUCUUGCUAAUGAGAAGGACCCAUUUAGACUGAACUGGGAAAUGGAAAACCUGGACAAUAUUGCACUCUCCUCCAGUGCUGCUCAAUCUGGCCAUUCCUCUCCGUGCCAUGAACAUGACAGCAGCAGCUUUCUUGUCAGUUUUAUGGUGGAUGCCCGAGGUGGUGCCAUGCGAGGGUGUCGCCAUAAUGGCCUGCGCAUCAUCAUCCCCCCCAGGAAGUGCAGUGCUCCAACACGAGUAACCUGUCGACUAGUGAAACGACAUCGCUUAGCGACCAUGCCCCCGAUGGUCGAAGGAGAUGGGUUAGCUAGCCGAAUUAUUGAGGUUGGACCAUCUGGUGCUCAAUUUCUUGGUAAGCUCCAUCUCCCUACUGCCCCGCCCCCUCUGAAUGAGGGUGAGAGUUUGGUUAGCCGCAUCCUUCAGCUGGGGCCACCAGGGACCAAAUUCCUGGGACCAGUGAUUGUUGAGAUUCCACAUUUUGCUGCUCUGAGGGGGAAGGAGAGAGAACUGGUGAUCCUGCGCAGUGAGACAGGAGAAAGCUGGAAAGAGCAUCAGUGUGAAUAUACAGAGGAGGAGCUCAAUCAAAUCCUUAAUGGCAUGGAUGAAGACCUGGACCCUCCAGAAGAGCUGGAGAGGAAGCGUGUUUGCCGCAUAAUAACCCGGGACUUCCCACAGUACUUUGCGGUGGUCUCACGGAUCAAACAGGACAGUAAUUUGAUUGGGCCAGAGGGUGGGAUUUUGAGCAGCACAGUGGUACCACAAGUCCAGGCUGUCUUCCCAGAAGGAGCACUUACAAAACGUAUUCGAGUUGGAUUACAGGCUCAGCCCGUGAAUGUAGACAUGGUGAGAAAGAUCUUGGGGAACAAAGCUACAUUUAGUCCUAUAGUCACCCUGGAGCCCCGUAGGCGGAAGUUCCAUAAACCCAUCACCAUGACCAUUCCUGUCCCCAAGACUUCCACUGACCCUAUACACAAUGGCUUUGGAGGAGAUACACCAACACUGCGCUUGCUAUGCAGUAUCACAGGUGGAACGACACCAGCUCAGUGGGAGGAUAUUACUGGAACCACACCUUUAACUUUUAUCAAUGACUGUGUGUCAUUCACCACAAAUGUCUCUGCAAGAUUCUGGCUAAUAGAUUGUCGACAGGCCCACGAGUCAGUCAACUUCGCCACACAGGUGUAUCGGGAGAUAAUCUGUGUGCCCUACAUGGCCAAAUUUGUCAUCUUUGCCAAAACCCAUGAUCCAAUAGAGGCACGCCUGCGCUGUUUCUGCAUGACUGAUGACAAGAUAGAUAAAACUCUGGAGCAGCAGGAGAACUUCACAGAGGUGGCUCGAAGUCGGGAUGUAGAGGUAUUAGAAGGAAAACCCAUCUAUGCAGACUGCUUUGGGAAUCUAGUCCCCCUCACCAAGAGCGGCCAACAUCAUAUCUUCAGCUUUUUUGCCUUCAAAGAAAACCGACUCGCCCUCUUUAUAAAGAUACGAGAUAAUACUCAGGAGCCUUGUGGUCGAUUGUCCUUCAUGAAAGAGCCGAGAUCAUAUAGGAGUUUGGCCCACAAUGCUAUAUGCAACCUAAAUAUUACUCUACCAGCUUAUGCUAAGGAAUCAGAUUCAGACCAAGAGCCUGAUGAGGAGACUAGCCAAACACUUGGAAGAUAUGAUGAAGAUACUGAAAAUUCUACAGAGACAUCCAUCCUGAAAACUCAAUUGAUUCGAGAUUCUCCUGCCCUUGCAAGCCCAGAUUUACUCUCUGAGGUGUCAGAGAUGAAACAAGAUCUGAUCAAAAUGACUGCCAUUCUGACCACUGAUCCCUCUGAGAAGUCAAACUCUAUGCAUGGGGGUAGUCUAGAGAAAGGGGUGGAGGAGGUGUCAGGGGAGCCUUUUGAAAUAAUGGAAAAGGUAAAAGAGGAUUUGGAGAAAGUUAAUGAAAUUCUAAGGAGUGGGACAUAUGAAGAUAAGGUUGUUGAAGAAUCAGCAGAAGCAGAAAGUCGUCAAUAUAGAAAGGAUGAGGAGUGGGUUCUUCUUUCAGACUGUGAAAUUGAGGAGGCCAAAAUGAUGGCAGCUUUUGAGACCCAAGAAGCACUUCUUAAGGAUAUUCGAGGUAGCCGAGGUUCACAGACACAAAAGGGUGAUGGAGACCAUAAAGAAUACUUUCUAGAUGUACCUGUGACUUCUGGUGCUACAGUGCCGAAGAGUGUGGUACAGGAAAAGUUCACCGAAGUUGUUUUGCGCAAAGGUGGCAAAAAAAUUGUACCGACUCUGAUCAAAGAUACGAAAAUACAUGUGGCUGAAGUGAAAAAGCCCAUUCGAAGAAAAGGGCCUCAUGGACAGAGUGACGAAUACAAUGUGCCCACUUCAAAAACAGGUUCUGUUAUUGAGAGAACAGAAAAAACACAUCGAGAUGAUGGCCUCUUACAUGCCCCCACAAACCAAAAAAUGUCACCUGUUUCUCCAGUAGUUGAAGAAACACCCAUUGGCUCAAUUAAAGAUAAAGUUAAAGCUCUUCAAAAGAAGGUGGAGGAGGAACAAAGAGGCCGCAAGCAGCCUAUCAGCAAACCCUCUCCUGGGUCUUCAGAAAAAAAAUCAUCUCCUGUUAUUAAAGAGCAAAAAACACCAACCACGAAAAAAACACAAGCGCCCAUAAAAUCACCAAAAAUUGAGUCAGAGAGACUAGAAGAGACUAUGUCAGUAAGGGAACUCAUGCAGGCAUUUCAGACAGGACAAGACCCUUCGAAGGGAAAGUCUGGACUUUUUGAACAUAAAGCAAGUUCUGGACCAAAGCACACAAAAACAGUUCAAAUAAAGGAGACUCUGUCCACACAGUCCCAGUCUCAAGCAUCAUCACUUGGACAAGAAGAGUCACUUGAAACUAUAAAAUGUGUUGACCCACAGAAAAUAAAAGCACUUCAGAUUAGCACAGAGAUACAACAUUCUCAAGAUGUAAGUUCCAAUGUAAGAGCAGAACCAGAAGACAGUGUUCAGUAUCAAGAACUUAAAAUGCCAAAAACACAAGAUGAGGUCACUUCUGCCUUACAAUCAGCAGAGCCUACAGUCCAGAGAAAUUUGGCUACUCCAGUAACCCAAGAUUUGUCUAAGGGUACUAGAGUGUCUGAACUUUAUAGUGGCCCAGAUGCACUUGAUGACAGCUCUGACAGUCACAAAAUUGAAGGGCAAGCUGUUUCCCCUUGUGCCAGCAUAGGUGAAGGCGAAGUUCACAUGAGCUCAGAGGACAGUGACAAACAUGAAGGCAUGGCAGAAACUCUGGAUACAAGUCCUGAAAGCCUUUCAUCAUCACCCAAACGGCCAGGUCAAUAUAUAGAUGGAGAGCUCUCAAAAGUAGAAACAGUUACAGCCAAAGAUGAGACAAGUAAACUGUCUGACUCCUCUUCCACUGGUGCAAUGACAGCUGAUGAUCAGGCAUCUACAGCAACUCUUGGAUGCUUAUCUGUGAAAAAUGCAGUGGAUUAUCCUUCAAAAAGUGAGUCUGUGUCUGCUUCUCAGGGCAAAACUGUUAAAUUUGUUAAUGAAAAAUUCUCUGUUGAUGAGGACAUUCUUUUGACAUCAACUAAACCACCAAAAUCUCAAAAACUAAUGAAAAGGGGUUCUGAAACAAUAGACAGUUUUUUGAGUGACGAAGAACCAUCAGAUGGUCAACACCUGUCAACUUCAGCUGACUACCUGGCUACAAGGGCUGAUACACAGGGUCAUAGUGGUUUAGUAUUGCCUCUUAGACAUCAAGAUUCAGAGACCAUUAGUCCAGUAGCUGAUGAUUCUAUAACCAUUAGUCAUAAGGACUCAUUAGAAGGUAGUCCCCUUAUGGAAGACAACUCCUCCCAUAAAUCCCCAGACUCAAUUGAACCUAGUCCAACUAAAGACUCCCCAUGCUGUGACUCUCUAGAAGGCAGCCCUAUAGAACAAAAAAACAUCAUCGCCUUGCCUGCUACAGUAGAGCAACCCAGUGUGACUGCAGGGCACCCGACAUCCUCCAAAGCUUCCGAGUUACCCCCAGAAAAUUUGCAUAGACUCCCCAGAGACCAGAAGUGUAGUGUCGACGAUGACAGUUGCAAGCAGACAUCCCAGCUGAUGAGUUCGGGUAAGAGUCCUUUUUCCCCUGACACCCCAAGUUCUGAAGAGGUAAGUUAUGAGCUCAAUCCCAAAACCCCAGACCCUAUGGUCCUUUCCAAGUUCCUAAUUCCAUCUGUCAUACCUGAGGAUGCAGAGGGAGAUGUGUUGGAGUGUGUCAUUACCCAGAGGAAAUUCACCCCUGAGGAAGAGAUGUUUAAAAUGGCUGCAAAAAUAAAAACAUUUGAUGAGAUGGAGCAAGAUGAAAAAGACAGAAAGGGCAAUAGCAAAGAUAUCUUCUCUCAGACCAUGAAUGAGUCUGAAAGAGGACAUGAAAGCAUCAUAUUGAUUGGGCCUGAAUCCAAAGUUGAAACAGCCUCAGUGGAUGGCCUUGGGCCUACUGAGACAAAACAAGGGUCAGAGGUAGCACAGUCUGUUGAACCUACUAUUAAAGUACAACCUCCCUCUCCUUUUCCAGCAGGUGUGCAUGAGAUCCCUCAAACAUCUGAGGACAUGGCCCACACUGCAGCAUCAACAGAUGAAUCCGCAAUGGAGGGACCUCAGUCUGUCUCAGAAAAGCACACAGCAAAAGCCCAUCAGAUUCUUCUACAAAAAGAAAUGCAUUCACUUAGUAUGAAAGAGUUAGAACAGACCAACAAACAAUUAUUAAGCAAUGAAGGGACAGUCAAUAUACCUCCUGAAGUAAAAGAGGAAAGCCAUAGAAAGUCAAGGGAAAGCAAAUAUGAUGAUAAGGGUGAAAUGCAAAAAGAUGCUUCAGACUACCACGGAGUUUAUAGCAAAUCACAUAGUCAGAUAGAAUGUAAUAUAACAGAUGAUGUUAAAGGUGAUCACUUAAGGCCUGCAGGGACAUCUGAUCUAGGUUUAAGCAGGGAAAGUGUAAGGGCUGAAAGUGAUUCUAGUAUUAUUGGGCAAGCUAGGGAAACAUUUAAACCACAAAUAUGUAUUUAUGAUGACACUGAAGAAGAUGAUUUAGAGGAAGAACUUCCUAAAACAAAGUCUAGAGGGGUAACUGCAAAAACUCUGGCAGACAACUGGAAUGCUAUGCGGGAAGAUGAUGAUGCCUUUGCAGCAAGAGUCAAAGAAGAGGAGCAAAAGAUUUUGGGUCUGGCAGUAGAUCGACAGUCCCAAGGUGCAACUCCAGACACCACACCGGGAAGGACGCCCACCGAGGAAGGCACGCCAACAAGUGAACAAAACCCUUUCCUUUUUCAAGAGGGUAAACUAUUUGAAAUGACUAGAAGUGGAGCAAUAGACAUGACCAAAAGGGGAUAUGAGGAGGAAGGUUUUGCUUAUUUUCAAAUAGGAGAGCAACCAAUUGAAGAGGCACUUAUAGAAGAGAUUAGGGAAGAAUCUGGUGCAGAAUAUACUAGAGCAGAAAAAGAGGUUGCCAUAAACCUCACUGUGCAGAUUAAACCAGAAGACACUGAGGAAUUUUUAAAUGCGGCUACAGACAUAUCCCUUCACUCCACAGCUAAGGAUGAUCAAUCAAGUAUAGCUUCUAAGUCAGAUGCCUCACAGUCUACAAUCCCCUUUAAUUUGGCUGUUUCUGCUUCACCCAAAACAAAUAAAAACCACAUUGCAAAAGAAGCUGUAGAAAUAAAAACAGACAAGUUACCUGAAGAUAGUUCUUCAGGGACUGAUCUUGGUUCUUCAGACACUAUCAUAACUGAUGUCCAGACAGCAGUGUCAACAGUAACCCGAUCAGUUUAUUCCCAGCAGGACCAAGAGUCCUCAGAUUCCUCCCCAGAGGAUGAGCACUCAGUGAUAGAACUACCCAAAGCCCCUGAAAAGACAUACCAAACUUCCAAAAUGAUAUCAAAGUCAAAACCAAAGCCUGACUCUAAAGGUAAUACUGCAUCUACUCAGAAAAAGUCCUUCUCUAAGGACGAGGAGAAGCCAAAAUCAAGAAUCCCUAUAAAAGCUAUAUCCCACAAAUUGGAGACAGAGCAUGAUUUAUCUGUGAAAUCUCCCAAGGAGAAAAAGUCUAAAUUGCCUGUAAAACCUGAAACAAGGAGAAAAUCUGAGACAGACACAGGUCCCUCUGUAAGCUCCAGAGUGACAAGGUCUAUCAAAGCCAAGAGCUACUGUGAAAGUGAUUCUACAAAGAAACCAGCAAAAAAGGACCAGGGUCGUCCAGCAGGUACUGAGUUGCCCAACAAGUAUAAGACAUUACCAUCGAAGCUACCUGUCAGGGGAAAGCCUGGUCAACCAACUCAGACCACUACAACUGGCAAAAAAGAUCAGCCAUCCGAGAGGCGCAAGAAGUCUAUUGAUUUUUUUGAGGAGAUUAGUGAUGAGGCAGCUAAGCUAGUGGAAAGGUUGGCCCAAGCAGAAAAAGAGAAAGAGGAGGCAGAUUCCAUGUCGGACGAUGAAAGCAGCACCAUAGAUGUCUCAGUAAUAGAAAGUGAGCCUUUCCCUGACAUGCAGAUGCCUCUUCCUGAGGACCCAUUGGUCAUUAGGCCUCGAUGGGACGACCCUGUUGAGACGCAGAUGGAAAGAAUCCCUGCUGAUAAAGCCCAAGUCCAAAGUCAAGUGGAUCCACAGGAUGAGCUUGACAGGAAGGAAGGACGAUUGGCUGUAAUGGCUGAUCAUCUUGGUUUCAGCUGGACAGAGCUGGCUCGUGAACUUGAAUUUGAUGAAGAGCAGGUCAGUCAGAUAAGAGUAGAGAAUCCAAACUCAUUACAAGACCAAAGUCAUGCACUCAUAAGACUAUGGACAAAAAGAGAGGGGACAAACGCUACAGAAAGCAUUUUAAUCUCAAAGCUCACAAAGAUUAACCGUAUGGACAUUGUACAUCUCAUCGAAGCAAAGAUCGUACAGUCCACUCAGGACCACUCAUCACAUACCUAUGCAGAAAUGGAGCAGUCUAUAUCACUGGACCACAGUGAAGGUUUCUCAGCUCUUCACGAGGACAUCGACAGCCCUAGGCCAGUCCGCCACACAGAGCUCACUUCAAGAAGGCCAAAGUCUGGGCGUCACCCUCCAUUAGUAUCUGUCGAGGAUCUCUCUUCUAGUGUAUCUUCACUCAGUGAUACCCAGAAAGAGAAGUUGCAGCUGCACAUAGAUAAAGCUGAAGAGGUGGCUGCAGGCUCAACACUGUCUGGUUUUGAGAUGAUUGGCCUAAGACAACAGUUCCCUGGCACUGUCAAAAAAGCUCUGCAGGAUAACGUUUCAGAAAAGGAUAUUAAGUCAAAAAAACAUAAUAUAGAAAUAAAAAUUAAAAAUACCAGUGGCAGUGAGGAUGACUCCUCACAAAUCCAAAAUCAAAGUGCCAGUGUGACCAUUUUAGAACAAAAAGCAAUUGUAUCUACUUUGACCAGUGAAGGUAACAUAGAACCAGGUGUAAGUGACCCAAAGUCACUACACUUUAUACCUGAGGGAAGAACAGUUGUUAGUACUAAUCUGGAAACUGGAUGUCCCAUGAUACCACUCAAGCAGUCACUCGAGCAGCCAAAGGAAACAUCUGGAUUAUGUCAAAUACAUACAACUCCUUUCCACUUCAAUCAUAGACAAUCUCACAGGACAGUGACUCCUAAUUUAUCCAUUUCAAGUUCUCCCUCUUCUGAUGGCAGAGAUGUGAUGUCAAGUUCUAGGAGAACACCAUUUUUAGGCAGUAGAGUGUUACCCACUGGUCUGGGUUCUGUGACAUCUGUGUCUAGUGAAUUAUGUUCUAACCAAGAGCUACCUACUAAUUCACAAUUAUCCACUGAGAAGCAGUAUUUUGACACUUUUCCUUAUGUAAUUUCUGAAUUUGAGAAAACAGUGUCUGCACUUAGUACUGAUGACCCAAAGUUAGUCUCCAGUGAAAUAAGUCCCAUGGAAACUGCUUUGGCUCCUAGUUCAUCUGAGAUAUCUCAAUCUACAGAUGAGAGUUUGAUGGAUGUUGACCUGAAAGCCAACCGAAGGCCUGUCCAAGCAGAUAGUUUAGAGUCAGAUACUGAGUUCUUUGAUUGUCAACAAACAUUUUCAGAUGUAUCUGAACCAGAGCUGAGAUCAGAAAAACUUUUUGAUUCUGAAACUGUUUACCAUGUUGAAGAAUCCUCAUCCUUACCAUACACUCCAGCCUAUGACUGUUUGUCAGCCACGCCCAAAAUAACAGAAAAGUCAGAAUUAGACAGCCAAGAUAGCCCAUGCCCAGCAUCCUGGGGAAGUGAGGAAACUGAUUUGCCCAUUGUUCUUGAACCAGAGGAUGAGUGUGUAGGUGAACAUGAUGAAGAGAUAGCAUAUCCUUAUGGGUAUGCAGAUGAGCACUCCUAUGCUGAAGAGCUACCUCCAAGGCAGGGAGGCCAAUAUGAUGAAGAUGAUGAUUCCCUAGGAAGGGAAAUAGCAGAGGAGCUAGGCUUGCUGUCUGAUAGUUCAGAGGAAGAGGUGUUGACCACCCGAGUGGUUCGACGCAGAGUUAUAAUCCAGGGAGAUGAAUUGCCAGAAAUUUCCCCUCACAGAGUGACAGAGGAGCAAUACACAGAUGAGCAUGGAAACAUAGUCAUCAAAAAGAUCACAAGGAAAAUUAUCCGUAAGUAUGUGUCCGCAGACGGAGUAGAGCGAGAGGAAAUGAUGGUGGAGGGAGCUCAGCAAGAAGCUAUCACUGUAGAUGAUGCUGAUGGUUUUUCCAAAGUGGUGAAAAGGACAGUAGUGAGGAGUGCUGGAGACCAGACUGAGGUGACGUUUUCUGAACCUGUACCUGUUGGCGAGGCAACAGCCUCCGAAUUUGAAGGAGAGAAUGCCCAAGGUCGUAAAGUAAGCAAGGUCAUCAAAACCAUGGUGGUGCAGGGUGAGAGGAUGGAAAAGCAAAUUGGCGACUCCUCGUUGUCAGCAGACCUCCCUUCGGCAAAAGAAGACUUUGAAAAGGCUUUGAGUUAUGCAGGGGGCUUUGACAAAGUGCUCUUGCCUCAUUUAGUGGAGAAAGAGAUCGUGAAGGAGGAUGGAUCUAUGAUCAGAAGGACCCGCAUGCGUAAGACACGCACUCAGAAGAAGACUGUGGUGAGGGACGGCCAGAGCAAACACAUCCACCUGGAGCGACUGGAGGACACUCCGGAGUCCCUACAACCUGACAACCUGCAGCAGCACCUACACCAACUGCUCCAACGCUACUGCACACCAGAAGUGGAGGAGGAGGAGGCAGAGGAGGUGGAGGAGAGAGAGGAAAAGCAGGACACAGACGACUGAUUUCUAUUACCUUUUCAUUUAUUUGCGCUGUGGCAAGCCUCCCAAAAUCCUUGGCAGAAUAGAUCAGAUUGUCCUCUUUUGUCACUUUGUCUCUCACUAUUACCAUGACAGCAACUUCCCAUGUUCCUGACCCUUCUUUUUGUUUAUUUAUAUAAAAUUUUUUCCUCCGUUUCAAAAAAGGAAAGAUUUGUGUGCUAGAAUAUUUUUGUUGAUGCGAUGUUUUCCUAUUUUUCUUACUUUGUGACCAAAGAUAGCUUUACCUUAUUUUAAAUUAACAUUUUGGCUAGAAAAUAAUCCUAAAUAUGGAAAAAAGCAACUAAACAUCUUGGACAUUACCCUCUUCCACAAACCCCUUUCUUUAAGAGCUGAAAUAACGAGAUGUGUAAAUAUUAGAAUGGAAAUGGAAAAAUAUCCCAACAUGCACUGCACUGUCUACAUACAUGCCGUAAAACUGCACCAAUGCACUACUGCGGUUAAACAUGUUACGGUUCAUUAGCUCAAAUUCUGUCCACAGGCUUUGGAUAACUGACUUUUUAAUGUCUGUUACUGGGGCAUGUUUAUUGUGCACCACAAAUGCAAGACAUUUGGACAGUAUUGAGAUCAUGUAAAAAACAGAAUGAAUGUCAUAGUUCAUCAUGAUACCCAGAAUGAGCUUGAGUAACUUGUAUGCAGUAUAAAUGUAAAAUCACACACAAAAAAAAAUGCUAGAUGCCAGCUUUUAAUGUGCUUUUUGGGAGUCAUAUUGAAUGAAAGCUUAGCACAUUGUUCCUGCUCGUUUUCUGUUGGUCCUUCACAUAUUGUUCUAAAAGGCAACAACAGCUUGGCACAGUGGAUUCAGUCUGCCCUAUUUACUCUGUGCGUGCGUGUGCGUGUGCGUGUGCGUGUGUGUGUGUGUGUGUGUGUGUGUUUCUUCACCAUGUUAAUCUCCAGUCACAACACUUCUACUCCUCGUCUGCACGUAAGAAAUUAGCAAUGAUUAAAGGUAACUUUAUCAAUUUUGUUGCUCCCUCCAAUUUUUCAACAUGUUCACUAAUAUUUAAAGGAUAGUUGUUAUUAAUGACUCAUGAUCAUAACUCUCUAAUGUUCAAAAAAUGAACAUUAUAAGCUGCAGUGUAGACACACUGACCUGCUUUUAGAUUAACUCUGUAAACUAAAACAAAGCUUAAAUAACACCACCUCCUCUCUAGGUUGUAGUCAACUCAAUCUGCUAUGGCUAUCACACUACCCUACAAACUUAUAGCUAACUAUGAUCAGUUCUGAAUACUUUGAAAUAUCCAUUCAUAAAAUCACAAAAAAAGAAAUCCCUAAGGACUUUAGACGAUUAAAACUUCACACACACACAGUCACACAAAAAACAACUAAAUGGUUUUAAACACACUGUGAAAUGUGAUGAAAAAGUAAGGGGAAAUCCUUCAAGGUCAGCAACUUUUAUGGUUUCAUAUUGCCAAUUCUCUUGCCUCACAUAUCAGGAUCAUAGCUACUCUGCUCGCUGCAAAAGUUUUAAUAUUACUGAUAAGUAGACGGCUAAGAAGGGACUGUAAGAACUGUAAACUACAAUCUCUCGCCUUCGGGUUGUGGUCAGUCUUUAUCCUUUAAUAUACCUGUUUUUGCCUAUAAACAACGGUUUUAGUGAAUGCAGUGGUAGCAGUUUUAUUCUCUUAUCAUGUUUUGUGAAUCUGUCAAAUUUGAUGGUCUAUUUACAGUGACAAUGGAAACAAAUGUUGGCUCUGAUGGCCACAAAGGUACAACCUAUCUCAACUAAGAAGGCAUGAGUAACAAAUAAUAGCAAAUGAUACAAAUUUUUGUUUACUCGACUUCUUAACUCCUACAUUUUGUUCAUUGCCCAUAGAGAAUGUGUGUAUAAGUGUGUAUGUGAAAUUUUCAGUGGUCUUUAUGAGUAGCAAGUUAUCUUUUUAUGAUGGACAUUUAGCAUGUGUACUAUAAAGCUAUUCUUGAAAUUUAUUUCAAGCUUCAAAUGAAAAUCCUGUGUAAUUCAUCUGGGAGAUCUGGGGGGUGCAGCCAGACUCUGAAUAUCUGAUUAAUAAUUAACGCAGCGCAGGACAUUUACUGUUUGAAAACAACAGCUGUUUCAUGAAUAAGCUUGUUUCUAGGCUGAUGAACAUCUAUAAAGGCAUGUGUUCAUGACUAAUAAACAAAAAACAGCAGCUGCAGUGUGUAAAUGACGGAUAAUAAAUGAUAUCAUGUAGAUCACA
Messenger RNA from Pangasianodon hypophthalmus (striped catfish), 15249 nucleotides. It is a transcript of the gene ank2b, whose product is annotated as ankyrin 2b, neuronal. NCBI's taxonomy places the organism in Eukaryota, Metazoa, Chordata, Actinopteri, Siluriformes, Pangasiidae. Gene Ontology annotation, molecular function: protein binding. The coding region runs from base 899 to 13036 and encodes 4045 amino acids. Gene Ontology annotation, cellular component: T-tubule. The transcript has 53 exons. The record is from RefSeq and is a predicted model, not a curated record. Gene Ontology annotation, biological process: signal transduction; protein localization to T-tubule; regulation of cardiac muscle contraction.